UCGUCUGUUGGUGUUAUGUCUCUGCCUGCCGACGCCGAAGUAAAACAGUGUCUAGGUGUUGCCUGAUCGGGUUCCUGCUUUCACUUUGCUGUACGGCUGCUGAAUUCCCCCUGCUUAUGUUAACCCUCUGUACAUAUGGGAGAUACAUUACCGUAUGGCGUGCUAUUACCUUGUGAUCAGCUCAACGCAUCUCAGCAAUGGGCAUUUUAGAAACAUUAAAGGAGUUUUUAGAGGUCCCCUGUGCAAGAAUGGGAGUGAAUCACUGGAUUAUGCUGGAAAGGAGAAGGCCAUAGCAAAGGCCCUUGAGGACCUGAAAGCCAAUUUCUACUGCGAAUUAUGUGACAAACAGUACCACAAACAUCAGGAGUUUGACAAUCACAUUAAUUCUUAUGACCAUGCACACAAACAGAGACUGAAAGAACUAAAGCAAAGAGAAUUUGCUCGAAAUGUAGCUUCAAAAUCGAGAAAAGAUGAAAAGAAACAGGAAAAGGCACUCAAACGUCUCCAUCAGCUUGCAGAGCUACGGAAACAGACAGAAUGUGCUCCAGGAAGUGGCCCUAUGUUCAAACCUGCAACAGUGGCCAUUGACAGUCACUCAAAAAGAGUUGCUGCUGGAACCGUUGCCAAAGACAGAGAUACCGGAAGAAAGAGCAAUACCAGGGCUUCAUGCAAAAAAGAAGCACUGAAAAAGAAUUUGGAAAAUAGCCUGCAAUCUACAGCACAAGUACAAAGCCAGUUAGGCUUAAAGCCCUUUAGUCUGUUCACAAAUAAAAGCAGCUCAUGUAUCCCCGUCCACAAGGGUAGUAUCUCAUUUUCUUUCUCCAAAAAAGCUCCUGUGAAGCUAGAGUCAUCAGCUUCAGUUUUCGAUGAUACCAUUGAAGAAAAGCAAAGUGAGGACGAGCCUCAAAAUUGCAAAGCGAAAGCUGAACCAGCAAUGUUAGGUGUACCUGGAGGACAAAAUAGCAUGGCAUGCACCGAAAAUAAUGAGCAAAUGAAACAGUCUCAGAUGGACAGUGGCAUUGGGAGCAAUCCUUUUGCAAGAGUUAAAAAGCUGAAGGCACUGAUGUUGAAGGAAAAUAAGGAUGAAGAAGGAAAGGAAUAUUAUUGUUAUACUCCUACACUUUACAAAACCAAGACAAAGUUCCCUUUCUUAUUAUUCAUGAAAUCAUCUGAGACAACAGAUGCAGGCAAACUGUCGGUCCACAAUGAGAAAAACAAAGGGUUUCAUACUGACAGCAGUAACUUCAAAUGUCGUGAGAUCUCUGAAAUUGGAGAUGGACAGCAUGAGGUCAGAGAUACCAAGAAAAUGGCCGCACCUCAAUUAAAUUAUCUCGCUUGUCAGCAGACACCCAAUCAAGAGGAUGGGAAAACAUUGGAUCAGGAUACUUGCAAGAUGAAAAAUGAAGCAUUGUCCACGUUUAGUGAGAAACAGACAGAACCUAAGUUGAGCAGGCUGGAAUCAUCACACAAGCCAAAGCCAAUAACUGGGCCCUUCCUUCAUGUGCUAAGUAGAGACGGAUCAACAAUACUUCAAUGGCCGUCAGAACUUCUACUGUUCACACAGACUGAGCCGUCCAUCUCGUACAGCUGCAAUCCGUUGUAUUUUGAUUUUAAACUGUCAAGAAACAAAAAUCGAGAGAAUGGGACCACAGAGCCAGAAUCUAAUAUGGAGCAUCAGCAUAAUGUAGCUGUUGCAAUUAACGAAGACAAUGGAGCUGGCAUAAGAGAAGCACAAAAUAUAAGUGUGGCGAUUGAGGAAGAUUUGAAGCAGAGAAAACUAAUAGGAUCACGCAAAUCAAAGAAAAGGAAGCGCCACCACAAAACUGACAAGAGAUUGAAGCAGAAACCUGAGAAUGGCUAUGUAGAAAAUGUGAUCAAAAAAGCAAAAGGGAAAAGGUACAAACAUAAUCUGAAAGAAAAGGAUAAAUAUGCUUUGAAAAUAACAGACCCGGAAUCGCAGAGUACUGAGGAAGAUUUGAAAGAGGAAAAAUAUUCCAAACUAACCCCAAAACGCUUUUUACAGGAUGGGAAUUCCAGCACAAAUGAGGAACUGGAGCACAUCAGCAGCAGUGUUAUUAAGAAACCAUCAGUUUCUCCUCUUGGUUUAAGCAACAAGAAACAGAAGAUUUCACCAGAUAAUUCUUUAAGUAGUUCCAAAGAAAUGUGUGAAAACCAAAAGAUGCACAAAUUCAGACAUAACAGCCUAAAUUUGAACUGCAAUGAGACCAGUAGCAUUAAGGAACUCCACAGAGAGGACCAUAAAUCAUCUUCACAUUGUAGCUAUGAAGAUGGCUCAGAAAGUAACAGAAGUAAUUGCCGAAAAUCCAGAAGCUAUUCAUCUUCCCAUGGCUCAUCAUUUAGGUCAUCUUCUGAUACCUCAAGUGACCGCAGUAGGACUAGUCAUAGUAGUAGAAAUUAUUCUGAUAGAUCAAGUGAUUACAGUCAGAGAAGUCAGUCUCGGUAUUGCUCAAAAAUGCAUCAAAGGUCACAUUGUAAUCACAAAUGUCAUUCUAAGCGUAAAAAGAACAGGUACAGCUAUUCAUCAGUGUCAUCAUUAUCCUCUGAUAAUGACCAUCACCAUAGGAAAAGAAGUGUCAGCCGAAGCAGAAGCCGAGACAACACCCGUAGGACUCAUUCAUGUACAAAAGGCCGAAUUCACGGCAGAAGCAGAAAUUCUAGCAGUAGCCAACAUCACAGCAGAAGUAGAAGCAGAUAUAGGAGCAGGUCAAGGCAUAGCUGGAAUAGACAAGAAAGUCCCAUUAAAGAUUACUCAAGCAGUAGACAUCCUAGUUUGAGGAGGUCAUGUUCUCGAAACAAAGAACAGUGUAGGAAAGAUAUAUCUAAUGAGGCUAGACACAGAAGUUCCACAUCUUUCUCAAAAGACAGAGUGUAUCAUAUAAAAUCAUCCCUAUGCUAUAGUGACUGUCAUGAGAUACAAAGAGGAACAGAAAAAUUCCAUGGAACAAUAAAGAAUGAAGAUAUAAUACAGAAUCACAGCUCGAUGUCACCCAGCUUAUUCCAGAAGAAUUAUACCGUUGGUUGCCCCAUUCUAAAUUUGAAGGAAAUGAUUAAAGAUGAAAAAAAAUCCGAGGUAACACAGCACCUGUUAGAAAAACUGCAAUGUAACAAAAUUGAAGAAGGGAAAAAUACAGCAGGAAACUUAACAUCAGCAUCGACUUCACUAGAUUUAAACCUGAACUAUCCUGCACAAGGUUAUUGCAGCCCCAGACUUCCUCCCUCUGUGGAUAAUAUGACAUUGUUGUCUGUAAUUGGAAAGUUAGCUGCAACAGAAAAGGUAGUUGAAAAAAAUGAUGAUAGAAGCAAAAAGGUUAGCAUUGACAAAGCAGAUGAGUCUGAAAACUCAAAAUGGACUGAAAAUGAAACAGCGUCGACUACAAACCAAGAACAGGGCCUUCUUCUGAAAGAAGUACAUGAGGAUAAAACAGACGUAGAAGAAGGAUCAAUGAACAGUCUAAUAAAAACUGCCGAGGAUGAACAGAUAGGCCCGACUAUAUAUCAAGUCCAGCCUGCUGAAGAAGAUGUGACCCCAGUCCCUGAAAAUAUGUCCAAUGUUGUUUCCUGUGUUACUGAUGAUUUCGACAAUAGUUCAAUGGUGGUCAAAGAGGAACAUUCCCAAAUGACUUUUUAUGAUUUUAGUGAUACAAAUUCUGUUCCAGUGGGAGACGUUACCUUUGAUUAUUACAACACUAACUCGGAGAAUGUUGACAAAAUGGAUCGUCCAUUCAUGGAGACUGCUAAAUCAAACUCAACCGCUUUGGCUAGCCAGCCUAUAACCUUCACACCCGAAGAAAUGGAGAAAUAUAGCAAAUUGCAAUUACAGGCACAGCAACAUAUCCAGCAACAGUUUCUCGCCAAACAGGUUAAGACAUUCCCAUCAUCUGCGUCGCUUGCUUUCUCUCCAGUGCCAGCAUUUCAGCCUGUUUCCAUUCAGCAGCCAUCCGCUGCUGCUGCUACAGUUACCACUGUUCACCACACUCUCCUCCAACAUCACGCUGCGGCCACUCUUACAGCUGCUCUCCACCCCAAUGCCCACCAGCAAGCGAUGACACAGCUUCACCAUAUCACCCAGCCACAUAUCACACCCUUUACCUUCUCUCCAAUUACUCAUUCUAUUUUUCCUGCUCACCCCACCACAUUCCUAGCUGGCCACCCACUGCAUUUCGUCCCUGCAGCGGCAAUCCACCCAGCCCAGCUGGCACUUCACCCACUGCCACACACUACUCUCUGUCCGACUCUAUUUGCCCCUCACCCAGUUGCAGCAGCAGCUGCUGCUUCAGCUAUUCAUUUUCACCCUUUGCUUCAUCCUCUGUUCCCAGGACAUGAUCUGCAACAUCGCUCCACUCCAAACACCUGA
Molecule: messenger RNA, 4375 nt
Organism: Rhincodon typus (whale shark)
Lineage: Eukaryota; Metazoa; Chordata; Chondrichthyes; Orectolobiformes; Rhincodontidae
Product: G patch domain-containing protein 8
Exons: 4
Coding region: 155-4375 (1406 amino acids)
Cellular component (GO): nucleus
Source: RefSeq, a predicted model, not a curated record